CGGAGGGGACUGCGUAAAGACCAAACAGGCACUCAGAUUCUAAAGACUUUUGGCGUUGGAGAAAUGGAGGCUGAAAAGGAACGCUUUCCUAGACUAAGGCAAGUUCUUCUCUUUGUUUUGCUGGCUCACACUUGGGCGGAGCAGGAAGAUUACCGUAUUGCUGAAGAAACAGAGAGUGGUUCUUUUGUGGCCAAUCUAGCAAAGGACAUAGGGCUAGCGGUAAAAGAGCUCUCUUGGCGGAGGGCUCGGAUCAUUUUUACAAAUGACAAAAAAUAUUUUCAGCUGAACCUUCAGACUGGAGAUUUGCGAGUAAAUGAGAAACUGGAUCGGGAGGAACUGUGUGGCCCCACUGAGCCUUGUGUACUUCAAUUCCAGGUGUUACUGGAAGAACCUUUAGAGGUAUAUAGGUAUAAGCUUUUGGUCACUGACAUAAAUGACAAUUCCCCUGUGUUCCCAGAAGCAGAAAUGAUUUUGAAAAUCAUGGAAAAUACUCUUCCAGGGACUGUGUUUCCCCUGAAAAAUGCACAAGAUUUGGAUGUAGGUAUCAAUAAUAUUCAAAACUACACCAUUUAUCCCAACUCCCAUUUCCACGUUCUUACGCGCAAUAGCGGUGAAGGCAGGAAAUACCCGGAACUGGUUCUGGACAAAGCCCUAGAUCGAGAGGAGCAGCCUGAGCUUAGGUUAACUCUCCUGGCAGUAGAUGGUGGAGUUCCUCCCAAAACUGGGACAGCCUUGGUCCUCAUUGAUAUCUUGGACAUCAAUGACAAUGCCCCUGAGUUUGUGCAGCCACUCUAUCGUGUGCAGAUCCUGGAAAACAGUCCUCUGGGAUCUCUUAUUGUCACUGUUUCAGCUAGAGAUUUAGACACAGGAACAAACGGCCAAGUAUUCUAUUCAUUUUUUUACGGUGAUGAAGAGAUUAGUAGGACAUUUGCACUUAAUGAACUCACAGGAGAAAUUAAAAUAAUUAGGGAACUAGAUUUUGAAAAAAUUAUAUCACAUGAGCUGGAUAUUAAGGCCUCUGACGGGGCAGGUCUUUCUGGAAAAUGUACUGUCAUAAUAGAGGUGGUGGAUAUAAAUGACAACACCCCCGAACUGACGGUGGCUUCACUUAUAAGCGCCAUCCCAGAAAAUUCCCCUGAGACCACAAUAGCUCUUUUCAGUAUUCAAGACCGAGACUCUGGGGACAAUGGGGAGGUGGUUUGUUCCAUCCAGGACGAUGUUCCAUUCACUCUGAAACCUUCCGUUGAGAAUUUCUACAAGCUAGUAACAGAAGGAGAGCUAGACAGAGAGAGCCAGGCCGAGUACAACAUCACCAUCACCGUCACCGACCUGGGGACCCCCAGGCUGAAAACCCAGCACAACAUAACGGUGACGGUCUCCGACGUCAACGACAACGCCCCGGCCUUCAGCCAAGCCGCCUACACCCUGCGGGUGCGCGAGAACAACAGCCCCGCCCUGCACAUCGGCAGCGUGAGCGCCACGGACAGAGACUCGGGCGCCAACGCGCAGGUCACCUACUCGCUGCUGCCGCCCCAGGACCCGCAGCUGCCGCUGGCCUCGCUGGUGUCCAUCAACGCGGACAACGGGCAGCUGUUCGCGCUCAGGUCCCUGGAUUUCGAGGCGCUGCGGGCGUUCGAGUUCCGCGUGGGCGCGGCCGACCGCGGCUCGCCGGCGCUCAGCAGCCAGGCGCUGGUGCGCGUGCUGGUGGUGGACGACAACGACAACUCGCCCUUCGUGCUGUACCCGCUGCAGAACGGCUCCGCGCCCUGCACCGAGCUGGUGCCCAGGGCGGCCGAGGCGGGCUACCUGGUGACCAAGGUGGUGGCGGUGGACGGCGACUCGGGCCAGAACGCCUGGCUGUCGUACCAGCUGCUCAAGGCCACGGAGCCCGGGCUGUUCGGCGUGUGGGCGCACAGCGGCGAGGUGCGCACGGCCAGGCUGCUGAGCGAGCGCGACGCCGUCAAGCACAGGCUGGUCGUGCUGGUCAAGGACAAUGGCGAGCCGCCGCUGUCGGCCAGCGUCACGCUGCACGUGCUGCUGGUGGACGGCUUCUCGCAGCCCUACCUGCCGCUCCCGGACGCGGCGGCGGCCGAGGCCCGCGCCGACCCGCUCACCGUCUACCUGGUGGUCGCCUUGGCGUCGGUGUCGUCGCUCUUCCUGUUCUCGGUGCUGGUGUUCGUGGCGGUGCGGCUGUGCAGGAGGAGCCGGGCGGCGUCGGGGGGCGGCUGCUCGGUGCCCGAGGGCCCCUUUCCGGGCCACCUGGUGGACGUCAGCGGCGCGGGGACCCUGUCCCACAGCUACCAGUACGAGGUGUGUCUAGGAGAAGCUGGGAGCAGGGAAUUUAAGUUUUUGUCUGUUGUCCCUACCCAACAGAGGUCUGUGGAUGGUGUGGAGGAAAAGUCAAAUUUUGUAAAUAGUUUUGGAUUCAAUUAGGAACUUGGGUGAAGG
Messenger RNA from Zalophus californianus (California sea lion), 2448 nucleotides. RefSeq names its product protocadherin beta-15-like. Lineage: Eukaryota; Metazoa; Chordata; Mammalia; Carnivora; Otariidae. Gene Ontology annotation, molecular function: calcium ion binding. The record is from RefSeq and is a predicted model, not a curated record. Gene Ontology annotation, cellular component: plasma membrane. Gene Ontology annotation, biological process: homophilic cell-cell adhesion.